Penicillium cinerascens is the source of this 432-nucleotide messenger RNA. RefSeq lists its product as uncharacterized. The transcript has a single exon. Bases 1 to 432 code for a protein of 143 amino acids. The record is from RefSeq and is a predicted model, not a curated record. NCBI's taxonomy places the organism in Eukaryota, Fungi, Ascomycota, Eurotiomycetes, Eurotiales, Aspergillaceae.
AUGAGGAGAAACAUCGUCAACCCCUACCCCAACUCCAGCUCCAACUCCAACUCCAACUCCAGCUCUGCCCCUAAAGCCUAUCUACUUAACAUUAGAAUAACUCCAGUAGCAGUCCCCGGACCUGCAAAAGGGGCCAGGAUCAAGACGAUCUCGGGACUCCGCAGCGAGAUUGCCGGACAUCCUCCGAUAUCCGCUCCCCCCGGGCUUUUACCCCGAGUUUUCACGAUGAUGUCAAGGCCUCGGGCUCACGCGGCGCUCCGGGUAUUGGACCGUCGCCUUUGGUCUUGGGCACCGCGCGUUCUCCACUCUGGGAAAAUGCACCCGGCCGUCGCCCUACUUUCCCCCACGGCUGCCAAGAUGAUGAUCAUUGCCGGGGUGCCCGGGAGCGUGGAUAUAGGGAAUUUCGUUCCGACGACACCAGUUGCCCUAUAG